GCCUCAUUCUGACCGAUAAAGAUUUCAAGAAACAACAACGUACGAGAAAUGUUUAACCAAUCCAGCUCUGUCUCGUUACUAUACGUAGUUGAAAUCGCCAAAACUACACAAAACGUAGACGUCACUUGGUCCAAAACCAAGUCAUCACAUUCCUUGACCAUCAAAAUCGAGAAUCUCAAAGACGAGCAACAGAAUCAUCAUCAACCGGUGAAGAUAGAUCUUUCAGGUUCUUCGUUUUGGGCCAAAAAAGGUCUCAAGAGUUUAGAAGCUAACGGGGCUAGGGUCGACGUAUACUGGGAUUUUCGUCAAGCCAAAUUCUCAAACUUCCCUGAACCUUCUUCUGGCUUCUACGUCUCUCUCGUAUCCCAAAACGCAACCAUUUUAACGAUCGGGGAUUUAAAGAACGAAGCUUUGAAGAGGACAAAGAAGAACCCUUCGGCCACAGAAGCUGCCUUGGUCUCCAAGCAAGAACACGUCCACGGAAAACGCGUUUUCUACACGCGGACGGCGUUUGGUGGUGGAGAGUCGCGUCGGGAGAACGAGGUGGUGAUCGAGACAUCUCUGUCGGGUCCUAGCGAUCCAGAGAUGUGGAUCACGGUGGACGGCGUGCCAGCGAUUAGGAUAAUGAAUUUGAAUUGGAGAUUUAGAGGGAAUGAGGUUGUGACUGUGAGUGAUGGUGUUUCUUUGGAGAUCUUUUGGGACGUUCAUGAUUGGCUGUUUGAAACCUCUGGUUCGUCUAGUGGUUUGUUUGUUUUCAAGCCUAAAGCUGGAUUCGAAUCUAAAAGUCUUAGCUUUAAUGGUCGCUAUGGUGAUGGUGAAGGUGAGGAUCAUGAUGUGGAAGAUGACGAUUCGUCGCCCAAGUAUUGUCAUGUUCUGUAUGCCGUCAAAGUUUAAAUAAAAAAUUUGGGGAAGAGUUUUUUUUUUUUUUAAAUAUGUUUCAAAGAACUAGAAUUUCCAUGUCAAAUUUUUUAGUUUCGUCAGCUAGUUAAUUAUAUAGCAUAUAGUUGGACUUGUUUCUAUAUGCCGGUUAGUUAUACAAAACAAAUUGAACUUUUGUAA
Arabidopsis arenosa is the source of this 1059-nucleotide messenger RNA. NCBI's taxonomy places the organism in Eukaryota, Viridiplantae, Streptophyta, Magnoliopsida, Brassicales, Brassicaceae. The record is from the annotation of a GenBank genome assembly.